AGUGUGCCCCUGGAAGGGCAGGAGGGGGGCAGGGCAGCCCCCAGGGCAGUACAAGACAGAGCGGCAGACAGCGGAGCGGGUGAACACCAUCGCAUCGCAAUCGCAAGCAAAGCAAAUCCAAGCGAGACCAAAGCGGCGACUCCCUCCUAUCUGCAGAUCCCCCACCACCUCCACCGACUCCUCCCAUCUUCCCCCUCCUCCAUUAAUGGCCGCCACCAAGAACCCUCCAACCCCCACCUGACCUCCCCUCCCGCCUCCUCCUCCGCCGUCCGUUUCCCACGCCUCUUGUCUGUACGUUCGUUCUUGGUGCUGGUCGGCCUAAAGGAGGAAGGAAAGGGUGAGGUGGGGGACUGGGGGUGGAGCGAAGCGGUGGGGGCCAGGCCAUCGAUGCUGAGCUCGGCGUCCUCGGCGGGGGCGGCGGCGGGGGAUGGGGGAUGGGGAUGGGCAGUGGGUGGUGGAGGGUACCCGCCGCCGCAGCGUGGGGCGGCGGUCUUCACCGCCGCGCAGUGGGCGGAGCUGGAGCAGCAGGCGCUCAUAUACAAGUACCUCAUGGCCGGCGUCCCCGUCCCGCCCGAUCUCCUCCUCCCCGUCCGCCCUAGCCCCCACUCCGCCGCCGCCGCCUUCUCCUUCGCCGGCCCCGCCGCCACGUCGCCCUUCUACCACCACCACCACCCGUCCCUGAGUUACUAUGCCUACUACGGGAAGAAGCUGGACCCGGAGCCGUGGCGGUGCCGCCGCACCGACGGCAAGAAGUGGCGGUGCUCCAAGGAGGCGCACCCCGACUCCAAGUACUGCGAGCGCCACAUGCACCGUGGCCGCAACCGUUCAAGAAAGCCUGUGGAAUCCAAGACCGCCUCGCCUGCGCAUCCGUCGCAGCCCCAGUUGUCCACCGUGACAACGACGACCCGCGAGACCGCGCCCCUUGACUCCCUCACGGCGGGGGGUAAAACUCAUGGCCUGUCUCUCGGCGGGGCUGGCUCAUCGCAGCUUCACGUCGAUGCUUCGAAUGCUCACUAUCGCUAUGGCAGCAAGUACCCUCUUGGAGCUAAAGCUGAUGCUGGCGAACUGAGCUUCUUCUCUGGAGCAUCAGGAAACUCCAGGGGCUUCACUAUUGAUUCUCCAACAGAUAACUCAUGGAACUCGCUGCCGUCCAAUGUGCCACCAUUUACACUGUCGAAGAGUAGAGAUUCUGGUCUUCUGCCCGGUACCUACUCCUAUUCCCAACUUGAGACACCGCAGGAGCUUGGCCAGGUCACCAUCGCCUCCCUGUCCCAAGAGCAGGAGCGCCACUCUUUCAGCAGUGGAGCUGGUGGGUUGCUCGGAAAUGUGAAGCAGGAGAACCAGCCGCUGAGGCCCUUCUUCGACGAGUGGCCUGGGACGCGGGAUUCGUGGUCGGAGAUGGAUGACGCGAGGUCCAAUAGGACCUCCUUCUCGACAACUCAGCUAUCAAUCUCCAUCCCGAUGCCUCGAUGCGAUUGAUAAGCUCGGCAGCCUCUAGGUGAGGUGUGGGGUGUUGUCUGACGAGCAUCAGCAUUGUACUCGCCGUUAGAGAGAUUUUCUACGGAGAUAUUGAUCAGCCAUGGUGCCGCAUGUCCUUCCUUUGCCGUAGUUAUUUCUUUCACUGUAUCCCACUAAGAACUCUUUGUAAGAGCAGCAGGAUCCCUUAUGGAUCACUUGGAGGCAUAGAACUCCCAAUCCUGUUUCUAAGGUUGUACCACGCUUUGUACUGUACCCCAGAACCCAGAACACCGUUCGGUUGUCGUUGCAGUAGAUGAUGCAAGUGUUUGUGUGCUUUCCAGCAGCU
Molecule: messenger RNA, 1804 nt
Organism: Setaria italica (foxtail millet)
Lineage: Eukaryota; Viridiplantae; Streptophyta; Magnoliopsida; Poales; Poaceae
Product: growth-regulating factor 5
Exons: 4
Coding region: 388-1479 (363 amino acids)
Biological process (GO): developmental process; regulation of DNA-templated transcription; DNA-templated transcription
Cellular component (GO): nucleus
Molecular function (GO): ATP binding
Source: RefSeq, a predicted model, not a curated record